AAUAAUAAUAAUAAUAAUAAUAAUAAUAAUAAUAAUAAUAAUAAUAAUAAUAAUAAUAAUAAUAAUAAUAAUAAUAAUAAUAAUAAUAAUAAUAAUAAUAAUAAUAAUAAUAAUAAUAAUAAUAAUAAUAAUAAUAAUAAUAAUAAUAAUAAUAAUAAUAAUAAUAAUAAUAAUAAUAAUAAUAAUAAUAAUAAUAAUAAUAAUAAUAAUAAUAAUAAUAAUAAUAAUAAUAAUAAUAAUAAUAAUAAUAAUAAUAAUAAUAAUAAUAAUAAUAAUAAUAAUAAUAAUAAUAAUAAUAAUAAUAAUAAUAAUAAUAAUAAUAAUAAUAAUAAUAAUAAUAAUAAUAAUAAUAAUAAUAAUAAUAAUAAUAAUAAUAAUAAUAAUAAUAAUAAUAAUAAUAAUAAUAAUAAUAAUAAUAAUAAUAAUAAUAAUAAUAAUAAUAAUAAUAAUAAUAAUAAUAAUAAUAAUAAUAAUAAUAAUAAUAAUAAUAAUAAUAAUAAUAAUAAUAAUAAUAAUAAUAAUAAUAAUAAUAAUAAUAAUAAUAAUAAUAAUAAUAAUAAUAAUAAUAAUAAUAAUAAUAAUAAUAAUAAUAAUAAUAAUAAUAAUAAUAAUAAUAAUAAUAAUAAUAAUAAUAAUAAUAAUAAUAAUAAUAAUAAUAAUAAUAAUAAUAAUAAUAAUAAUAAUAAUAAUAAUAAUAAUAAUAAUAAUAAUAAUAAUAAUAAUAAUAAUAAUAAUAAUAAUAAUAAUAAUAAUAAUAAUAAUAAUAAUAAUAAUAAUAAUAAUAAUAAUAAUAAUAAUAAUAAUAAU
Calliphora vicina (urban bluebottle blowfly) is the source of this 807-nucleotide messenger RNA. RefSeq lists its product as uncharacterized. NCBI's taxonomy places the organism in Eukaryota, Metazoa, Arthropoda, Insecta, Diptera, Calliphoridae. The annotation marks the transcript as partial. The record is from RefSeq and is a predicted model, not a curated record. The transcript has a single exon.